AUGAAACAAACAAAAGAAGAAAGUGUAAAAUUGUAUUUAGACUUCUAUGACAAAUAUACUUGGCCCCUAGAGAUAGCUGAGACUCUACUAGAAGUCAGACAAUAUCUUACAGAAUCCACAAUAUUGUCCCUCUUUCAAAAUUUCUAUUUUUCUCAUAAAGGAUAGCGAAUCAAUGAGUACAGUGAGUUUUCCAUUCCAGAUGGAGGAAAGUUGCAAGUUUUAUUAGGUACAGGUUUCAACAAUCAUGUAGAUGAGUUUAAUGAAAGAACAGCCAGAUUCCAUUUAAGAAGAGUCUAAGAAAUCAUUGCCAAUCUCUCACAUUAUCAAUAUCUAUGCAAAGGCAAAAAUCAGAAUGAAGAUUCAUUAUCACUAAAAGAAAUAGGGGACUUGCAAUUAAACGACAUCCUCCAACCAGCUAUCAAACCAACCUUACUCUUAAAUGAUGACAAUAAGGCUAUUAAAUAGAACGUGUAACAAUUGGGGUUGUCCUCUUUCAAUCCCCCUCCUCUUUCGCGAAAAUUAAAGGGUAAUGGAGACAACAAUAAUUAGGUGAUCUCUUUUAUAUUGUCCUUAAAACCAUUGAAUCAGUUGAACUAAUAAUAACAGCCUCUAAUUUAGGGUUUUAUGUCAAUAGCUCCUAAGGGAGAACCUUUGAGCCCACUCAAAAAAGUGAUUGCUACUACAAUCUAAUAGAUUUGAUAGUGGAUCACAGUCCCUCAUUUAAGUAAAACAAUGCAUUUACAUAAAUUUAGAAAGGAAUUAAUAAAUGCAAUUCCAGAGUAAUAACAACCUGCAUUACCAGCUACAAUAAGAUACAAUCAUAAAUGGUUAUCAAUUCAAGAAGUUCCUCUGACUUUAGAUCAUUAAAGAAGUGAGAGUUGGGCUUUGGAUUUACACGGAUUUGAUGUCUCAAGUUUGAGAGAUUGGAAUGAAGAAUUGCAAGUCUUUCGCUCAUUGCCCAAGAUCGAUUUGAUUCAAAAAUUGAAUAGAGACAAAGCAUUAUCAAAGGUUUAUGGAGACUUCGUGGAAGCAGCAGUAAGAGGAGCUUGUGCUGUUGUUGAUAAAAUUAUCUAGCCUCUGAAUCCCAUGGAUAUCGAAUGCUAAUAAGUUUACGUUUAUAAUCAGAUAUUCUUUAGUUUUGCCAUGGAAACACCAGAAGAUUUUAGAGUAUUUAAAAUUAUAUAAAUUAAAGUAAGAAAGUGGUCCCGAUGCUACACCAACAGUCUCAACAACUAAUUGCGAUUUUAGAAAUUUGUAGAUUCUACAUAAAUUAGACAUUCCUGGAUUGAGUGUUUUGAAUACUUGUUUAGUUGAUUAUAAAGGAAGAAGAGUUAUUGCAUAGUCUAUUAUACCAGGAAUUCUCAAUAGUGAUCAUAGCAAUUGCACUUAAUAUGGUUCAAUUGAUGAUGGAAAGACCAUUCAAAAAUCGGAAGAAUUUCACAAGGUCAUGUCAAAAACAUGUGAAUUCUUCCAUCUUGAUACUGAUAUUGUAUUUCUUGAUGGCAACCAACAAAAAUACUCCAUGGCUGGAAGCAUUGAAGUCAAAGGUAUCAUGGGAUCAGAUAAAAGAAUGUAUUUACUAGAUCUUCUAAGAUUAUCUCCUAGAGAUUAUAACUAUUAGGGGGAGAAUAAUUAAUGUUGUGUUUUAAGAUAUGAGUUACUUUAAAAUUAUUGGGUUGUUAAUACUAUUUAAAAAAUUAAACAAAAUAAUAGUGAUGAUCCAAAAACUUAAUAAGAGGCAUAUUAAAACAUCUAAAAUCUCUUGAUUGGCAAUCCAAAGGAAGGAUUAAAGUUAAAUCCAGCCUUGGGUACUAAGACAAUAUUAUAAUCAUCAGAGAAAUUGACAUAAUAAGAAGAGGAUUUAAAAAAAUUGUCUACAUUCUUAUUAAAUUAAGCAAUCCCAUAAUUAAUCUAAGAAUUAUCUUAACCAGAAACAUCUAGACACUCUGAUCUCAGCAUUUCAGACAUUUUUCAUUCUCAUGGAGUAAAUAUGAGAUAUCUUGGAAAAGUUAUCAGUUUUAUUCGUUCUGAAGAGUAACCCUCUUUAAGACUUACUUUGGAAAGAGUGGUCUUUGCUAAGACAUUGAAACAUAUCUUUAGAGAAUCUAUGAGAAAAGCACCACAGAAUCAAUUAUCUUAAGUUUUGUGUCACCUUUUAAAUAUUAUAUUCUCAAAUUCAAAUCCUUCUGUCACUAAUAAUAAAUAAGAAGACAAGAAGAAAAAGAAGAAAAACAAAAACAAAAGUACUUAAAAUGGUGAUAAACCUCACUUUAGAUGUUUAAUUCAAGCAAACAAUUAUUAAUAUCCCUCAUAUUAAGAGGUUUGGGAUUAAAUCAAUAAGAUAGCAGAAGCUAGAUAUCAACACAAAAUAGACUCCUCUAUAUUGAAUAAGAAGGGAUUCCAUAAAUUAUCUUGUUUAAGAGAACUGUGUUAAUAAAUAGGAUUACAAUUAGUGGCUAGAGACUACCAUGACUUCUAACCUUCUGAUAUAGUGGGAAUUCAGCCGAUUAUCAAAUUUAUAGAGUAAGUAUCAGAAGAUGCAAAAAAUAAUAUAGAAAUUGGUCAAAAGUAUAUGCUUGAACAUUAAAAUCUUCAUCAAGCUUUAGAAUCCUAUCUUACUGCAUCCCAAAUAAUAUUAAAUUUACAUGGUUAGAUGCAUAAAGAAUUAGCAAACUGUUAUUCUAAAAUUUCAGCGGUCUAUUUGAGAAAGUAGGAAUAUGAUGCUGCCAUACAUUUCUAAAAGCAAGCCAUUUAAAUCUAUACCACAAUUUAUGGUUAUGAUCACCCUUUGACAGUCUAAGCCAUUACAGCUUUGUCUUUAUACUAUUUUUCCACUAAAAAUUAUAAAGAAGCAUUCAAUCAUAUGUUGCAUACCUUGUACCUUGCCAAUUUAAUUGGAGGAGAAGGCUAAGAAGUAUUUAAUCAAUAUACAAAUUUGUCCUUGCUUUAUUCAGAAAGUGGUUAACAUUAGAGUGCUCUGAACUGUUUAUUUGAAGGACUCGAAAAGUGUGAAUCAUUAUUUAAAUCCUUUUAAGGGACAGAAACUUAAUAAUACAAAUUGAGAGUAUCUGGAUAUUAUUCAGCUAUUGCCUUGGAACAUGGUGAAAUUGGAGACUUCUAAAAGGCAGUUGAAUUCUAAGAAAGAGCUUCUGAUCUAUUAAAGAGAGUAAUUAAACAUAUUUAAACUAGACACUCAAACCAGAAGACACUAGAGUAAAAGAAGCAGAAGCUCUACUAGCCAACUUAAAAAAGGCUUUGAAUGAAAAAAGAAAGGACACUCAAUAAUCAAAUUUAGGUAUUGGUAUCAUUUAUAAAUCAAUAGACAGCAGAAGAUAAUUUGGCACCAAUCGCAAUUAGUAAUAAAAAACAGAAUAGUAAACUUAACAAAUUUCAGAGGAAACAUAUGUCGAAACUGAUAAGGUAUUAAUAUGCUCAAAAUUAUAGGAAAGAGAAGCGUUAUUAUAAAAAUUAAGAGCAGCCAAAUAAAGCAUGAAAUUCAAGAAUAAGAAUUAGAUGGAUAUAAAUCGAUACAUUCUUGCCUAAUAACUUUAUAGACAAUAACAGUAAUAAUAAAAAGAAUGA
Paramecium octaurelia is the source of this 3582-nucleotide messenger RNA. NCBI's taxonomy places the organism in Eukaryota, Ciliophora, Oligohymenophorea, Peniculida, Parameciidae. The record is from the annotation of a GenBank genome assembly.